AUGAUUUUUGCGACCGUGCGUCACGAGCACCCAGAGCGCGUCGCCACCAGCACUGCUGCCUGUGGAGCGUGCGACGUGGACACUUCGCUGGGCCGGGUGGGCUCUGUGCAGUUUUUUGCCCGGACUUGGCGGAUGGGACGGCUAAGCAUGGCGUUUUGUAUCGGGCGGUCGGCUCGCCAGGGCCGGCUCGUGAUACGGACUGAAAGUACGGAGCAGAUGUGA
Ustilaginoidea virens is the source of this 222-nucleotide messenger RNA. RefSeq lists its product as uncharacterized. The record is from RefSeq and is a predicted model, not a curated record. The transcript has 2 exons. NCBI's taxonomy places the organism in Eukaryota, Fungi, Ascomycota, Sordariomycetes, Hypocreales, Clavicipitaceae. Bases 1 to 222 code for a protein of 73 amino acids.